GUCACCCUAGAGGAGAGCUACCCUUCGGAUACAAUAUAACCGCUGCAAGUGCAUUUAAAGGAGUGUCACGCGUUGUGCGGCACGCGUUCCCUGUUGGGUGACGUCAGGAACACACGCGUUGUUCUCAAAAUCAUUUCUUUGGGAGGCGCGGCGUGUGCGGCUGUAUAUUGUGACUGCUGCUUCUAUAUUUCGCAGAACCCUCAAUUGACAAUUUAUGGCAAUGGCAUCAGAAAAGGUGCAGACUGAAGAAGACAAGAAUGCCUGGAUUCCAGGAUUGGGUGAAAAUAGACCUCAACCACGGCCUUUAAAAAAUACAUUUUUUGGUUAUGUUCCUGACGCCUUUUCGAUGAAAACUCCAGAAAUGCCGUCCGAAAAGUCUUCCCAGAAGUCGUCUCCGCAGCAGGUUUCAGCGCCAGAACCAGACAUUACUUCGGAGGUGUCGCUCACGGAAGACAUUCAAGUGGAAACGAUAAUGUUACAAGAAGCACUUCCAAUUGACGAAAGUGCUCAAAAUAGACUUAUGAUAAAAAAUGGAAGAGUGGUGAAUGAUGACAGCAUUGUUGAUGGUGAUGUUUACAUUGAAGAUGGUCUCAUUAAGCAGCUGGGUCGUAAUUUAAUUAUCCCUGGUGGAACUCGAAUAAUAGAUGCAAGGGGAAAACUUGUGAUACCAGGUGGAAUUGAUCCUCAUACACAUUUAAGUUUUGAAUUUAUGGGUGCUAAAUCUCCUGAUGACUUUUACCAAGGAACUAAAGCAGCAUUAGCUGGAGGAACCACCAUGUUGAUUGAUUUUGCACUUCCAAAGAAAGGAGAAUCUCUUAUUGAAGCUUAUGAACACUGGAGGCAAUUAGCUGAUGACAGAGUGUGCUGUGAUUACGGUUUACAUGUUGGGGUCACUUGGUGGUCAGAAAAGGUGAAAGAAGAAAUGGCGGUAUUGUGCAAGGAACACGGUAUAAAUUCAUUCAAGAUGUUUAUGGCUUAUAAAGAUGUUUUCAUGGUAAACGACACUGAGCUGUACCAGAUUUUUGACAGGUGUAAAGAAAUUGGUGCUAUUGCUCAAGUACAUGCUGAAAAUGGUUCUGUUAUUGCUGAGAAUGCUAAGAAGCUUUUGGCAUCUGGAGUGAAAGGUCCAGAGGGCCAUGAACGAUCACGACCUGAGGAUGUUGAAGCAGAAGCUGUGAAUCGUGCCUGUGUCAUUGCUAAUCAGGCAAGUCCAUUUUUUUCUUCUGAUGGUACUCAAUUUAAUAAGGAAACUUCAACAUUUUGUACUAACAAAAUUAUGAAAUUUCAUGAGCUAGGAAUUGAAGAGAAAAUCAAAUCUGAAUCAAAUGUCAUUCAUGACAUAAGACUCCUAUUUAAAGUAGUAUUAUUAGUGUCUUGCCCUCUUUAUGUUGUGCAUGUUAUGAGCAAGUCUGCAGCAGCAGUUGUAGAUGCAGCAAGAAAAAAUGGUCAGCGAGUCUUUGGAGAGACACUGGCUGCUGCUGUGGGUACUGAUGGUACACAUUGUUCUCAUCCUUGUUUUCAACAUGCAGCUGCACAUAUUCUAAGUCCACCAUUGAAUCCAGACCCUUCCACUAAAGAUAGACUAGUGGAAUAUUUAGCAAAAACAUCUCAAGAUAUUAACGUGAAUUGUCCGCUUUAUGUGGUUCGUGUGAUGAGCAAAUCUUCAGGUGAUGCAAUUAACCAGAAACGAAAUGAAGGGGUAGUGGUUUUCGGAGAGGCAUUAGCAUCGUCCAUUGGAACAGAUGGAACUCACCAGUGGAACACAUGUUGGCAGCAUGCAGCUGCCCAUGUUACAAGUCCUCCUCUUCGUCCUGACCCUACUACACCUGAGCACUUGAUGAAUCUCCUUUCCUCUGAUGGCCUUCAAGUUACGGGAAGUGACAAUGCAACUUUCAGUUCAAAGGAUAAAUUGUUGGGGAAGGAUGAUUUCACAAAAAUUCCAAAUGGAGUUAAUGGUGUUGAAGAUAGAAUGUCAGUUGUUUGGGAAAAAGGUGUUCAUUCUGGCAAAAUGGACCCAACUAGGUUUGUUGCUGUCACCAGUGCUAAUGCUGCCAAAAUAUUUAAUAUUUAUCCAAGAAAGGGUUGUAUUGCAGUGGGAUCAGAUGCAGAUAUCGUUAUUUGGGAUCCCAACCAAACUCGAACUAUAUCAGCUAAAACUCAUCACCAGGGCAAUGAUUUCAAUAUCUUUGAAGGUAUGGUUUGUCAUGGUGUUCCAGAAUAUGUAAUUGUGAAUGGUAGAGUGUGUGUUGAUGAGGGUGCUUUGAAAGCAGUCCAAGGCUAUGGAAGAUUCAUUCCAACUCCUCCGUUUUCUCCUUAUGUGUUUGAGCAAGUCAAGUCAAGAGAAGAGGAUAAGAAAGAUCAAGAGAAGGCAAUUGCAGAUGGCGCUGCAGCUGCUGCUGUAGCUGCUGCUGAAGUAGUGAAGAAGGUUGAGCAAAAUGGCAAUGUUGAAACUAGAUCGAUUCCAGCAGCAGAAACUCCUGUGACUGCUGUAGAGACUGAGCCUUCUCUAAGUUGCCCUUCAAGCAAGGGACAGCGAAAUCUGCAAGAUUCUACAUUUUCUAUUAGUACGGAACUGGAUGACAGUGCUCGGAAGUCAUGUAUCCGUGUUAAGAAUCCUCCAGGUGGACAGUCAUCUGGUGGCUUUUGGUAAGAAAUCAAAUGGUAUCAAAAGAACCAACACAUGGAACCUCAUGUAUGUUUCGCACUUUAGCUUCAGCUUUUAAAUGUGAAGAAGAGGGAAACAUUUAAGUUUAUAUAAUGUUUCCACUUGAGUUUUAAUUUAUUUGUGAAUAAAUCAGCAACAAAAUGUGUUGAUUGUUUUAUCUGUUCUCAUUCGACUUUGGUUUACCAAGAAAGGUUCUAUCUUUUUUUGCUGUUAAUGAUAUUGUAUGACCUGAAAACUUUACUGCCAAGUGCCAUUAUAACGACCAUGUUGUUUGAGCAUUUUUAUGCACAGGUCAGCAAUUUUAUGUGUAGAAAAUAUGGCAUAGUAAUAUAUUAAGUGUUUAAAUUAUCCAGAUAAUUUUGCUUGUUUGUUAUUGCCAUACAGGUUUAUAAAAGUGGCAAAAAUUGUGAGAUUUGAAUCAGUAAGUGCAUUGUUAUUUUGCAUAAUAUAUAAUUUUUCAAAAUAAAUUGUAAUAUGAUGUGCAAUGAGGUAUCAACAUAUUUAUAUGUGAUUAUAUGAAAUUUGCAUCUUUAAUUUAUCUUGAAUAUUUAUAUUUCUGUUGCAUUUCCUACUAUGCACAUUGGCAUGGUGCACAAAUUAUUUGAGAUACAUGGGGAGAAUUGUAGUGUUAUUGCUUCAGAUUGAGCGGCAAAUACAAUUAUGCCUUCCAUAAUUUAAUUUCCAUGAAUUUUUCUUCCAAAGUUUUCCAGACUAACACAUGACCUUAUAGGUUGUAAUAAUUAGUUUCACAAUAAUGUUUAAUGUCAAUGUAAUUUUGGAAAGCAGGAACAAUCCCCAAAUACUUGUGGUAUGCAUCCGUAUGUAUUCAUGGAAUGUUUGUCAUAUUCAUAUCAAUUUUACAGCAUAACUUCCUUGCGACAUAGAUAUUCAAAUAUUUAAAUACCAGGUUUUUUUUACAGAAGUAUUAAUAUUAAUUCUGUGUAGUGUUCAUGAAAUGCAAAAUGAGGAAGAUUUAUACCAUAUAGUGCUAGGAUGGAAUGAAGGAUUGUCAUUAAGUUGUACUUUGCAAGAAUCAGUGCAAACUUCAUAAUUUGAACUAAAGACCAGUGUGUCAGGAUCUUUUGAUUUCCAAAUUGCAAAAAUAACAUUUGUUUCUUGUAAUUUAUUACCUGAUUUUUGUAUUAGCAAAGUAUCUUAUUUGGUAUGCACAAUUUGUUAAGAAUUUCUUAGUCUUAUCCAUAUUUGUAGAACUGGAAACCUACUGUUUUUUUCAUUUUGGUAUUGUCUGCUGUCCUGAAAAAGAAUCCAGUCUUUGCUUGCAUUACUUGAAAUAUGAGUAGGAGAUAUCUUUAUUUGUGAUUGCUGUGGAUUAACUUUUACUGAAGAUUUUUUAUGAACUUGUUGAUAGUGAUGUUGAAUUUUUUAGGAAGCAUAGGUUUCCUCAUCCAUACAAUUGCCCAUUUUUAAAAGAACUAACCAAUAAUCUAAAUUUAAUGAAUGGUGAUUUGGUGAUGGCAGUUUUUUUUUUUUUCAGCAAACUCACUUUAGUAAUUCCUCUUUUUAGAAUAGUUAUUUCCUUGUAUUAAUUUAUUAUUAGAAUAUUACAUUGUUCUUGGUUUCAGUGAGGAUAGUCUAAUAAUUUAUUCUACUGUUUUCUCAAGUUAUUUCAUCCUUGAAGCUAAGAGAUUCUAGAAUACUAAGUAAUUCCCCCCCCCAGUGUCAAAUAAUAAAUGAGAAAAUUUUCUGGUUUUUAAAUUUCUUCAGAUAAGAUACUUUAACCAAUUAAGACCUUACAUGCGAGUUAAUAACAUUGAGUUAAAAUACAUUAAUUAUUUAUUGCAUUCCAGCCUUUUGCUGGUCAGUAAUAUAUUUUUUUUUAAUAUUAUAGUAGUUCAAAACCUUAAAUCCAAACAAAUGUACUCAAAAGUUCAAACUAUGCAAGUUGCACUGUAUUUGUAUGUGUUCUGUGGGAGAAAUAUUCAUGACAUUGUUUACAAAUGAGAUAACUAACAGUAUUCAUCAGUACAAAAUGAAAGCUCUUUGACUGGUCAAUGCUGAUCAACAGAAAAUACAAAAGAAACUUCUUAAUUCUAAUGUCCCCAUGUUUUGGCCAGUUUAGUAUGCUAUAAUAAUCUUAAUUGUUUUUAUAAGUAUGACUUCCAGUUUUGUAACGUGUUGCUGCAUAUGCAUGACUUGUAUGUACUCUAUACAAAUAUCAUUUAUUGCUAGCAAAGUAUUUCACUGCCCUGUUAUUACAAAUAUCUUUCAUAUCAAGUGGAAGACAAAGCUGUUGUUUCUAUCCAAUUUGUUGUCUGUUUUGUUUAUUUAAAGAUGAGCAGAAGUGGUUGUUUAGUAUGAUAUGCUGUUUAGUGCUGUUUAGAUGUGAUUGAUAUAUAAAAUAAACAUAAAAGAUAUUCUUCAACUUUUACUUUUAUCACAUUAUGUAUUUAUGAAAAGUUUCUUCCUUGAAUUUCUACAACAGAAAAUGUAAAAUUUCCAGGAAAAUAAAAUGCUUUUUAUUGAACCUCAGUAUGUGUACUUUCCUUCAUAAUGACGAUGGUUAAAUUCUUUGUAGGGAUAAGUACUACACUAUUUUAUUUGAUACGAAAUAAGAAUGGGAGUCCAAUCCUUUCCAAAACAGCUUCAAAUUAUUAUCUACUUAUUUUGUUACUGAAAUAUUCAACACAGUAUUUCUAGUGAAAUCAAUAAUUUAAAUAAAAAUCAUUAUAAUGAGUCGAUUUUAUAGGUUUGCUUUUUUCAUAUUAGCCCCUCUUAGGAUUAUUAGAUGUUCGUUCCAAAAAGUACAAGUACUCUCUUAGAAGUACUUUUAUUGCACUUUUGCACUUUUUCCAAUUUUGAACUCUUUUCUUCAUAACUCCUCUAAAACAGUAUAACAAUAUAAUAUAUAAUUUCUCUUAAAGAUAAUUAUUGCUACCGCCACCAUCUCUUUUACAUUUUAGAGAAACAAAUAGGCCCCGGCUGGCCCGUGGGUUGAUUGAGUGCAGGUGAUAGUAAAAAAAAAAUUGGAUAAACACAAUUUUCAAUGAAUCUGCCUCAUUUGGUUACUUUAUAACAGUUACUCUCUAAUUUCUCCACUAUUGGGGGUCUCAGGAUUAAGUGGGAUGUACUCCAAUAACUGGAAAUAGAACAAA
Gryllus bimaculatus (two-spotted cricket) is the source of this 5778-nucleotide messenger RNA. NCBI's taxonomy places the organism in Eukaryota, Metazoa, Arthropoda, Insecta, Orthoptera, Gryllidae. The record is from the annotation of a GenBank genome assembly.